AUGCCUGUGAGCAUGUUCAGCAUCGACAAUAUCCUGGCGGCCAGACCUCGCUGCAAGGACUCGGUGCUGCUGCCCCCGAGCGCCGCGCCCGUCGUCUUCCCCAGCCUCCACGGGGACUCGCUCUACGGCAGCGCCUCCGACUACGGCGGAUUUUACUCCCGGGCGGUGGCUCCCGCCUCCGCGCUGCCGCCGGCCGUCACUGGAUCUCGGCUCGGCUACAACAACUACUACUACGGGCAGCUGCAUGUGCCCGCGUCCCCCGUGGGCCCUUCGUGCUGCGGGGCCGUGCCGCCGCUGGGCGCUCAGCAGUGUUCCUGCGUGCCCCCCGCAGGUUACGAGGGCACUGGGUCAGUCUUGAUGUCCCCUGUUCCCCAUCAGAUGUUGCCCUACAUGAACGUGGGCACUUUGUCCCGGACGGAGCUGCAGUUACUGAACCAGCUGCACUGCAGGAGAAAAAGGCGGCACCGGACUAUCUUCACUGACGAGCAGCUGGAAGCGCUGGAAAACCUCUUCCAGGAAACGAAAUACCCAGACGUGGGCACGAGGGAACAGCUGGCCAGAAGGGUGCACUUAAGAGAGGAAAAAGUGGAGGUUUGGUUCAAAAACCGCCGGGCGAAGUGGAGGAGGCAAAAGCGAUCGUCUUCGGAGGAAUCAGAAAACGCACAAAAGUGGAAUAAAGCGUCUAAAACGUCACCGGAGAAGAGACAAGAGGACGGGAAAAGCGACUUGGACUCUGACAGCUGAUACUUCUAAGUGGGGGGGACAUUUCCCGUGGACUGUCGGAUACG
This is a messenger RNA of Melospiza georgiana, 788 nucleotides long. RefSeq names its product goosecoid homeobox (gene GSC). Gene Ontology annotation, molecular function: RNA polymerase II cis-regulatory region sequence-specific DNA binding; DNA-binding transcription factor activity, RNA polymerase II-specific. The record is from RefSeq and is a predicted model, not a curated record. Gene Ontology annotation, cellular component: nucleus. Bases 1 to 744 code for a protein of 247 amino acids. The transcript has 3 exons. Gene Ontology annotation, biological process: regulation of transcription by RNA polymerase II. Lineage: Eukaryota; Metazoa; Chordata; Aves; Passeriformes; Passerellidae.